Messenger RNA from Rotaria sp. Silwood2, 384 nucleotides. NCBI's taxonomy places the organism in Eukaryota, Metazoa, Rotifera, Eurotatoria, Philodinida, Philodinidae. The record is from the annotation of a GenBank genome assembly.
AUGGCAAAAUCAGCGCAACAACGAUUAGGUAGAACAGACUUCGUUUAUCCAUUAAGUUGUGUUUUUAAAAUAUCUGGACCCGAUAGAACUACAACUAAUUAUGAAGUUAUAUAUGAACGUAAAAUUACGGUACAAGCGGGUAUACUUAAUGAUGGAGUUAACCUUCAUUUAAAUGUAUUAACUCGACAACAACAACAUUAUCGUCUUGCAGCAACUGCUGAAGAUGGUCAACAUAUUCGGUAUAUUCCAUUUUCGCCGAAAAAAUUUUUCGCCGAAGACGAAUUUCGCCGAAAAGAAAUUCGCCGAAAAGAAGUUCGCCGAAAAAAAAGUUCACCGAUUCUAUUUUCGCCGAAAGAACUUGGUCACCGAAAAAAUAUAAGUUGA